Messenger RNA from Ailuropoda melanoleuca (giant panda), 2887 nucleotides. It is a transcript of the gene ZNF26, whose product is annotated as zinc finger protein 26. NCBI's taxonomy places the organism in Eukaryota, Metazoa, Chordata, Mammalia, Carnivora, Ursidae. The coding region runs from base 511 to 2313 and encodes 600 amino acids. The record is from RefSeq and is a predicted model, not a curated record. Gene Ontology annotation, molecular function: RNA polymerase II cis-regulatory region sequence-specific DNA binding; DNA-binding transcription repressor activity, RNA polymerase II-specific. The transcript has 7 exons. Gene Ontology annotation, biological process: regulation of immune system process; regulation of cytokine production; negative regulation of transcription by RNA polymerase II. Gene Ontology annotation, cellular component: nucleoplasm; nucleus.
CGGAAGACCGCGCGCGGAAAUACAUUUCCCAGAGUGCCGCUCGCCCCGGACAUCUCCCAGGGGGCUCUGCGGCGCGCCUCUUCGAAUGGCAGAUCCGCGGUUUCCGGCUGAAAGCAUCUCGGCGCUGCCUGGGGUUCCUGCUUCGGGACGGGCGACGGAGUCUUCGCUGCCAAAGAUGUGUGAGUGAACGUAGAUGUGUCGCUGGGAGGAGACUUCUGUAUCCUUUCCAUUUUUCAUGCUAGAUCAAAUUCAUUUACAAAUGAUAUAGAGAGCAGAAGUGGGGUGAAGAGCAGAGGGAGAGGCAGGCUCCCCGCUGAGCAAGGAGCCCCAUGCGGACUCAACCUCGGGACUCCGGGAUCAUGACCUGAGCUGAAGGCAGAUACCCAACCAACUCAACCACCCAGGUUUCUCCUGUACGCAGUGCGCUGUUGGUUUGCGCGCUGCUAAUCAAGACUGUUGUGUGACCCUGUGACCUGCAGCUUGCGACCUUACAAAGUGCCCUUCUCUUCUAUGCCUGUGGAUCGGGACCCUGCCUUGUUUGACCUCAGGCCUCAGCAUGUUGGCCACCGCACUGAGGCUGGAGCGCGGCCGGGGGCCGGAGAGAGGGGACCAGGGGCCGCCUGCGGCGGGUCCCGUGAGGCUCCGCCCUUCUCGGCAGAUCCGCAGCCUGCUAGAAGCCCGGCCACCUGCACGAAACAGCGCGGGAUGGCCGGCAGGUUCCGGACAGCUUCGUGUUGGGGCUUAUUGUCAUUCAAGGAUAUAUCUAUGGAGUUCACCUGGGAAGAGUGGCAGUUACUGGACUCAACGCAGAAGUACCUGUACAGGGAUGUGAUACUGGAGAACUAUAGCCACCUGGUAUCUCUGGGGUAUCAUGGUACCAAACCUGAUUUAAUCUUCAAGUUGGAGCAAGGAGAGGAGCCAUGGAUAAUAAAUGCCAAAGUUUCCCGUCAGAGCUAUCCAGAAGGUUGGAAAGAAUGGUACCAGAAAAAUCAAGAUGAGUUUGAAAAUGUUGAGAGAAGUUAUGCUUGUGGUGAAUUUGGAAGACGUCAUAUGAGCAGAAGCCAUGUUCCUUCAAGACAAAGAAUCCAUAAGUACAACACACAUGGAAAAAGUCUGACACAAAACUCAGGUUCAGCCAAAAGCUGUCUGAGAAAAAAUCCUGAUAAAUUCCACAAAUAUGAAGAAUCCUAUUUUCUUAAGCAUCAAAGAGCUCAUAGUGCAGAAAAAAACUGUGUGUGUAAUGAAUGUGGGAAAGCCUUUCGUUGUAAAUCACAGCUGAUUGUCCAUCUCAGAAUUCAUACGGGAGAGAGGCCUUACGAAUGCACCAAAUGUGAAAGGGCGUUCAGUGCCAAGUCAAACCUUAAUGCUCAUCAGAGAGUCCACACGGGAGAAAAGCCCUACUCCUGUGGUGAGUGUGGGAAGGUGUUCUCCUUCAGGUCACAGCUCAUUGUCCAUCAGGAAAUUCACACAGGGGGGAAACCUUAUGGCUGCAGUGAAUGUGGGAAAGCCUACAGCUGGAAGUCACAGCUGCUUUUACACCAGAGAAGCCACACGGGCGUGAAACCUUACGAAUGUGGGGAGUGUGGGAAAGCCUUCAGUUUGAAGUCCCCCUUCGUUGUGCACCAGAGGACUCACACAGGAGUGAAACCCCAUAAAUGCAGCGAAUGUGGGAAAGCCUUUAGGAGCAAGUCCUACCUCCUGGUUCACAUCAGAAUGCACACAGGGGAGAAACCCUAUCAGUGUGGCGAUUGUGGGAAGGCCUUCAGUAUGAAGACACAGCUUGUUGUUCACCAAGGAAUCCACACGGGAAAUAAUCCGUAUCAGUGCAGCGAAUGUGGGAAAGCCUUCGGGAGGAAGGAACAGCUCACCGCGCACCUGAGAGCACACGCAGGCGAGAAGCCCUACGGGUGCAGUGAGUGUGGGAAGGCUUUCAGCAGCAAAUCCUACCUUGUUAUACACAGGAGAACGCACACAGGAGAGAGACCCUACGAAUGUAGUUUCUGCGAGAGAGCCUUUUGUGGGAAAUCCCAGCUCAUCAUACACCAGAGGACUCACUCGACAGAGAAACCCUAUGAAUGCAGCGAAUGUGAGAAAGCCUAUCCCAGGAAGGCAUCGCUCCAGAUACACCAGAAAACUCACUCAGGAGAAAAACCUUUUAAGUGUGGUGAAUGUGGGAAGGCCUUCACUCAGAAGUCGUCCCUCAGUGAGCAUCAGAGAGUUCACACAGGGGAGAAGCCGUGGAAAUGCUCUGAAUGUGGGAAAUCCUUCUGUUGGAACUCAGGGCUUCGAAUACAUCGAAAAACUCACAAGUGAGGUUAGAAUGAAGUAGAUGGUAGGAUGAUGGAGAUGGGAUGCAGAAGCGGGAAGUCCUAAACAUACGCCCCUGUCGGUUAAGUCGUAGACAGACCGUUGCAUUUGGAAUGAAUGGGCAAAAGCUCUCAGAAAUAAGGCCUCCGAGUCUCGGUCGAUGAGAACUGAAGGAAUGAGGAGCAGUAACUAUGAAGUGUGGUAGCAUCAUGAUAAAGAUGAAAUUCAGAGAAUUCAUAUUUAAAACUUCCCGCAGGAAAUGUGUUCAUGUGGAGAGUCACAUUCCAGACUUGAAGCUGUGUUUUAGCGUGAAGAAAACCUCAGUUUUAAAUGGUGGAACUUUUAAUGGUGGAGUAUAAAGUUGUUUUUUAUUUUAAUAUGUAAAUAAAGCAAUGGUCAGGAAAACAUCAAGGAACGGAUUCUGAAGGUUAAGGUAUAUUUAGUGUGACUUUCCUGAGUAACACUGAAUAGCAUUUUAAAAAAUUUUGUUAUUUUAUUUUUUAAUGUAACUUGUCAUACAUAUAUUUGGUAGUUUGUGGAGUAACAUCCCCUAAUAUUCUCCAUAUUAAAUAUAAAUAUC